Cryphonectria parasitica EP155 is the source of this 1131-nucleotide messenger RNA. RefSeq lists its product as uncharacterized. The record is from RefSeq and is a predicted model, not a curated record. Lineage: Eukaryota; Fungi; Ascomycota; Sordariomycetes; Diaporthales; Cryphonectriaceae. Bases 1 to 1131 code for a protein of 376 amino acids. Gene Ontology annotation, cellular component: nucleus. Gene Ontology annotation, biological process: regulation of cell cycle. The transcript has 2 exons.
AUGCCACAGUCACCAGCUUCUUCAGGCGCACUCGAAGAAUUGGCUUCGCUUACCAACAAUGCUGUCCUUCUUAUUGAGGGCAUCGAGCAGUCCUUGAGAAGUCUGGACUGUCUAGCCUUAGCCCGCGACUCGGCAAGCCUGAUCAAGGCUUACUCAACCAAGAUUUCACUCUUCAUCAUAAACGAGCCCUUUACUCCGUCCGCCAUCUGUACCGUUCUGCGGCAGCUCAUCCAGGGCGCGGUUCCUGCUGUCGCCUCCGCUGUCCAGCAGUGCAACGCUGACCUCUACACGAAAGUCAUCCGUCGGGAUUUGGCCUGGAGGUGCGCCCGGCUUUUGAGGGAGCUCAGGGAGCUGCUCCAGAAAAUUCCCAGUGAUGGCAAAGUUCUGCCUGAGAACCAACGAAACGGUCUGUCGGGAGCAAAGGCAGAGAAGGGUAGUAUCGUCGCCACAGGCGUCCUCUGGGGCUUGUGUGACGAGGUCAUCAGUUUCGCCAAUCUCGGCGUGGCAAAACACUUGGUCCACAAAGCCGAGCAUUUACGGGAUACACUCAAGGAUGUGUUGGAGGAGCUGAAGGAGUGGAGUGAAGAGCAGGAUGGUGUGGACGAUGAUGAGGAUGAAGACGACGACGAGGCCGAACAUGAAAAUGAGGAUGAAGUGGAAGUUGACCAUCUUGCGGACGGCAUGAACAACACCCAUAUCAGCACGCAGGCCAUGCUGGACUCGUUCAUGGACUCUCAACAGAACAUUCCCCGCGGCGACCCAGAAAAGAUCAGAGAACGCCUCGAGUCAACAUUGCGGCGGUUGCGGCUCACGGUCUUGCUCUACCAAGCUCUCAUCAAGAGGAGGCUCAAGACCCUACCUAAGCUGCCCCUAACCCAUGACGCUGAUUCAGUGACUGUUUCCCGGCUGGAUGAAGUCAUGCCUCUGCUCAGGCGAAUUACGGAUCGUUUCAACAGCCUCGCGGUGGCUUUUUAUGAGCUUGAUUCCGCCGAGAUUACCACGCUUAUGGAUCAGUGUUUCUUCGACGCCUUUGCCGUGUCGGAGCUGUUGGCCAAGCCAUGGGAUGGCCAGCAGAAAGACGAGUUCACUGAAUGGGUUGCCAAGUUCCAGGUGGAAAUAAAAAAGAAUUGA